AUGUAUGGCUACGAUGCCGGCGUCCUAGGUGGCGUACUACUUCACCAGCCAUUCUUAGACGCCAUCGGCAACCCAAGAGCAACAUAUACCAUACCCAUGAUUGUGGCCUCGUACGAUCUAGCAGCAGCGGUCACUGCUGUUGUUAUUGCUUUCUUCUCCUUCCGGAUGGGUCGUCGUGGUACUGUCAUCCUUGGUAACCUCGUUGCGAUUUUGGGCUCGGUUAUCCAAGCAUCUGCAUACAGUGUUGCACAGCUGAUUGUAGGACGGCUAUGCACUGGCUUCGCUAUCGGUUGCAUAUCCAGUGCCGUACCUACAUAUCUGUCUGAGACUGGUGUAGAGAUUGGAGAUCGUGGUCCAGCUAAUGCUUUCAAUGCCAUCUUACUCAUCUCUGGUGUCCCGUUGGCAUAUUGGAUUGACUAUGGCUUCAUCAUGAUGGACAAUCAAGCAAGCUGGCGUGUUCCCAUCAUAUUCCAAUGCAUCUUCGCCAUCAUCUCAGGUGGUACCAUGUUCUUCCUCCCCGACACACCUCGAUGGUACUAUGCAGUCAAUCGAUGGGAGGAAGGCGAUGCCACCCUAGCACAACUCAACGAUGCCGACGUGUCGUCCGAGAAGGUCCAGCGAACGAGACAAGAGAUUCUGGCAUCGAUUGAAGCAGAACUCGAGGCCAAUGCCAGCUUGAAUUGGAAGCCGUUCUUGACCAUGGGGAUUGUUGACAAGACACGACUUAAGAUCAUUCGGCGUUUGAGUAUGUGUUUCUGGUUACCGAUGAUUAGAGAGUGGAUGGGGUCGUCUUUGUUGGCGUACUACAGCAGCGUCAUCCUCGCCACCGUUGCCAAACCAUCUCUCGUCUCGCUUCUAUCAGGAGUCCUCAACAUCUUCUACGCCCUCGGUUGCGUGCCACUGUACUUCACAGUCGAGCGAGUCGGCCGGCGCUCUGUGCUGCUAUACGGUGCUAUUGCGAUGACCGUCCUGAUCAGUAUCUUCACUGCACUUGCCGCUACCGGACCAGAGCACCCAGCAAUCCAAUGGACCGCAAUCGGUAUCUUGUUCAUCUUCUUGUUUGUCUUCGGCUAUGCGUGGCAAGGAUGCGUAUGGCUUUACUGCUCUGAGAUUGCGCCACUCGAGUAUCGACAUAUCGGCGCUGCAGCAACAGCGUCUGGGGAGUGGCUGAUGACCUUCAUCACAGUGUUUGCAGGUCCCAUUGGGUUUGCACAGAUUGGUUGGUACUUCUGGCUUUGGGUAAUCUCUGGCAAUGUUGUAGCUGUGAUUUUCGUCUACCUACUAUGUCCCGAGACUGGAGGCAAAACUCUCGAACAAGUCGACUACCUCUUCGUUCGCAAGGGCUUACCAGGGCUACGCAAGGACUUCGACGUGACUGAGGAAGACAUGGAGGACGCUUUCGAGGGCAAGGAGAAGGUCGGUGUUCAGCAUCACGAGUAG
Molecule: messenger RNA, 1440 nt
Organism: Recurvomyces mirabilis
Lineage: Eukaryota; Fungi; Ascomycota; Dothideomycetes; Mycosphaerellales; Teratosphaeriaceae
Exons: 5
Coding region: 1-1440 (479 amino acids)
Biological process (GO): transmembrane transport; carbohydrate transport
Cellular component (GO): membrane
Molecular function (GO): carbohydrate:proton symporter activity
Source: RefSeq, a predicted model, not a curated record